AUGGUAGGCAGCAGAAUCGUUGCCACUGGCUGUACCAGUGGGCUUGGUCUUCACGCGCUUUGGCAGCUAAUCAAGACAGCUCCAGCUACCUUGCCCCCGCCUUACCACAUCUACCUCCUGGCAAGAGAUCCAAAGGCUGCACACUCCCUACGGGCAAGAGAUGAGCUUCAGGCUCUGUCUAGAGCGCUCGGAGGUGAAAUAGAGAGCGAUAUUGAGCUGCGAGAGGCGAACCUUUCCUCCUUGAGCUCUGUCCGAUCAGCAGCCAAGACCAUCUCCUCUGAUAUUGCGACAGCUCAGACAGCUGCAGCGAAGCACAUCUCGCCAGGUCGCAUCGACGUCUUCCUGCUGAAUGCAGGCAUUGCAGCCACUUCGAAGAGGCUGGUGCAGGAUCGCGAUGCCGACCUGGCAGGAGAAGAGGGGCUGCGAGAUGACUCUGGACGAUACGAGGAAACGGCAUGUGUGAACCAUGUCUCACAGCAGCUUUUGCUGGCAAUGCUUCUGCCGCAGCUGCUGAAUCGAGAGCCGUCUCGGGGCAGGCCGGUACGAGUCGUCUUCACUGGGUCGGCAUUGCAUCGCAAGCUCAGGACUAUCGACGAUCUGCAGACCUUCUUUGACCCACGACGCGAAGCCUCCUCUUCAUGGGACAUGAUGCGGUCCUACGGAGCCUCCAAGUUCCUACAGCUGCUUGGCGCACAGCACCUGGUAAAGGUGAUACAGGAGGGUGAGAGUCGCGGUGGAAGCUCAGGAUCAAUCGUGGAAGUGAUUGUCGUCCAACCAGGCUUCUCCCCCAACACUGGGCUCAGUCGGGAGUCGAGCCUACUCGGCCGCACAUUCAUGCAAUAUGUCCUUCCUCGCCUGCCUUUCAGCUUCAUCACCUCACCCGAAGAAGGGGGUGCCAACAUCGCUGAAGCGUGCUAUCGCCCUCUGGAGGCAUUCCCGCUUGUCAGGUCGGCAGACGCUGACCAGGACACGCCCUCGUCACCAUGGCUGGAGGAGGGAGCUCCACCGCAUCAUGGAGUGCGCAAGGUGCUGGUUGCGAAGGGAGGAGAGAGGGAGGCACCGGACACGAGAAGUGAGGAUGCAGAGCUGGCGAGGAAGUGGUGGCCAAGUGUGGUGGAGCGUGAGUGGGAGGCUGCUCGUCGUGGCUCCCAGAUGUAAGCAUGCUGUCCUGCAUGUCAUCUGCCUGUCUGCUGCACUUGUGUAUACUAUUCAUUUUGCUCUCCUCUCCGCAUCACAAGCCUCCACCCUGCGCUGCCCG
Molecule: messenger RNA, 1258 nt
Organism: Jaminaea rosea
Lineage: Eukaryota; Fungi; Basidiomycota; Exobasidiomycetes; Microstromatales
Exons: 5
Coding region: 1-1158 (385 amino acids)
Source: RefSeq, a predicted model, not a curated record